GCCUGUCAGCUCACGAGCCGAGUCUCUGCCGCCGUCUGUCAGAGUCACGGAGCAUCAUGGCAGGGAUGGAGCUGGCGCCCUUCAGACCGUGGGAUGAUUUCUACCCUGGAGUAGACCGCUUCUCCAAACCCGAUGUGUCUGAUUUAAGCAGAUGGAAUAACAGAGUGAUCAGCAAUCUGCUUUAUUAUCAGACCAACUACUUCGCAGCCGCCAUCGUCGUAAUUCUGAUCGUCGGCUUCAUGAACCCGCUGGGAAUGUUUCUUGGCGGGGCGGUCGUGGCUCUGGUCUUCAUGGGCUCGGUGUGGGCAGGAGAGAAUAAAGCUGUGAUCAAGAACUUCAAGAAGAGGAACCCUACCCUGUUUGUUGUGGGUGUUCUGGGAAUCAGCUACUUCCUGUUGUCCUUGUGUGGAGGAGUGAUGGUGUUUCUCUUCGGGAUCACAUUCCCCAUGCUCUUGAUCCUUAUCCACGCUUCUCUGAGGCUUCGCAACAUGAAGAACAAGUUGGAGAACAAGAUCGAGGGCGUUGGCCUAAAGAAGACGCCCAUGGGCUUCAUACUGGAUCUCCUGGACCAACAAGAAGAGAAAAUCAACAAAAUCCAGGAUUUCCUGGAGAGCAAGCUGAAAGAUUGAGCAGUAAAACACUUCGGUGUCCACUUCAUGCCGUCGCUCUUUCCUUUUGAGUUGUUUUGUGUUCGUUUUGGUCUUGGUUUGACAGCCAAAUACCAAAAUGGAAAUAUCUUUUAAAUGCCAAAGCAUAUGACUAACUUCCAAUCGUAUACAAGUUUGUCCACGUCACAAGGAGGUAUGACUGGAACCGAUGACAAGGCUGUUCUGUUGCACAGUUCUUGCUAGUAUGAGACUAAUUCUUGUCCUAAACUCAUUCCCACCGUGUGUGCAGUUUCCAUUGAACGUUUUUUUUGUUUUUAUACAUGAUGAAUCAGCAUAAAAGUGUAUGCUUUGUAAAGCUUGAAUAGAUUUCUAUAGACAAGAGUCACUGAAAGCACUUUGAGGUAUUGUAGGUUAGCUUAUACUUUAUUUUUCCCCUAUGGCAAAACAAUCUUUCUUUUAUUGCACAUUUGUAAUCGUAAUGAAAUGUUUUCAUUUGAGCUGAAAUGACAUGACGGGGGAGUGCGUAUUUAUUGCAUGUUUUGUUUCUUUUUUUUUGGCUAACGCAAGCUCCGCGGUAAACAAACGUUUUCAUGCUUCUGAAAUCAAUGCACAGAAUGCCGUUUGCUGUUUUGAGUAGAUUUAAUAAAGAUGGAAUGUGGAAA
Molecule: messenger RNA, 1270 nt
Organism: Puntigrus tetrazona (Sumatra barb)
Lineage: Eukaryota; Metazoa; Chordata; Actinopteri; Cypriniformes; Cyprinidae
Gene: arl6ip5b
Product: ADP-ribosylation factor-like 6 interacting protein 5b
Exons: 3
Coding region: 57-629 (190 amino acids)
Biological process (GO): negative regulation of transport
Cellular component (GO): membrane
Source: RefSeq, a predicted model, not a curated record